ACUUGUUUAGAAUUCUUUUGCGUUGUUAACGUUUUGUCUCUAUAAUUUCAUUACAAGCCCAUUCAAGAUGAGCUGUCCAUUCAACGAAGAACAACUGACUCAAUUAAAAGCGUUUGUGGAAUUAUGCAAAGCGACGCCGCAGAUUCUACACCAUCCAAAACUGGUAUUCUUCAAAGACUAUUUGGCGUCUCUUGGUGUCAGUAUCCCAACACCUACCUUCGGCUCGCAAAGCUCCGCACCGUCUGGUGAUUCAAACACCAGUAACAUUAAUGCAGAGGAGAAAAUGGUAUCUUCUGAAGAAGAAUCAGAACCAGAGUCAGAUGUGGAGCUGGACAUGGAAGGAGUUAUUGAACCUGAUACACUAGACAAUGAACAAAACAAAUUUGAUUCAACAAAAGAACCCACUGAUGAGGAGCGUGAUCAAUCUGAUGAGAAACGAUCUGAAGCUAUGCGAGCAUUCUCAGAACAACAGUUUGAUGAGGCCAUAAAGCUUUACACUGAGGCUAUACAGCUCAAUCCACAGAGUGCUUUGUUAUUUGCUAAGAGAGGGCAGGUCUAUCUUAAACUCAACAAACCCAAUGCCUGUAUCAGAGAUUGUACUAGAGCCUUAGAACUGAACUGUGAUAGUGCUGCUGCCUAUAAAUUCCGUGGACGUGCUUACAGGUUACUAGGGAAGUUUGAAGAAGCAUCGCAUGAUCUAUGUGAAUCCUUAAAGAUUGACUAUGAUGAUCAAGCCAAUGAGUGGCUUUCAGAAGUAAAGCCCAACGCUGAGAAACUGCGUCAACACAAACUCAGUGUACAUCGGAAGAAGGAAGAAAAAGAGCACCGCGCGAAGCUUCGUCGUGCUCGCAAAGCGGCUGAAGCGCGGGCUAACGCUGCGAAGGCGCAAGCGGGGGCGGGGAUGGGGGCGCGUCCUCCCCCCGCUGGCUUUGACCCGCAGAACUUCAGCAACCUACUGUUCGACCCGGAGAUCAUGUCCGCUUUUCAGGAUCCGGAAUUGGCUGCGGCAUUCCAAGACGUAUCUGCGAAUCCAGCCAAUUUCGUAAAGUACCAGAACAAUCCUAAAGUUGCUGCUGUCAUCGAAAAGUUACAAGCCAAACUCGGCAAAGGAGGCGCUGGCGGUUUCCCUGGAGGAUUCCCUGGUGGCUUCCCAGAUUUCGGAGGUGCUGCACCCGGAUCCGGUGCACCUAAACCACCCACAGACGACGACGUAGGAUUGGAUUAAAUACUACUUUUUGGAAUGCUCAAGUAAAUUACCAAACAAUAAGCAUUAAUUGUAGUUUAAGAGUGUUAAAGCUUUCAAUUGUAUUAUUUGUCCUCAGAGUUUCAGAAUAAGGGGGCAGAUCUUUAUUCAUGUUUAUUUUCAUUCGUGUUAAAUCUAAUUUGGUAUUCAAUGAGAUACUUCCUUUUAGUGUUUUUGGUAUUAUCUCUUUAUGUGUAAAGGCCGCUAACGCGACAUUGCCGGAAUUGUGUAAACAUGAAUUAAAAUCUCUGUAUACAAUGGUUACAGUUGUUUCCUUUAAAAAUGCUAGGAAUCCAUACCGUUAGCCAUGUAUGAUCAUGAUUUUAACAAAAGGCAAUAGAAUCGUUUAAUAAUAAUACGCUCAUAUGAAGUUUUAACACUCUGACUCUAUUUUAUUCACUAAUGCCAUAAACAUUUGUUAAAAUUUGUACACUAAUUAUCAGUUGAUAUGUCAAAAAGAAGAUUAUGUAUUUUAAAGGUAUGGCGAAAUAUAAAUAUUAAUUUGCGGUGCAUAUUUUUACGUCAUUGCCAUUUCAUAUAGCUUUGCCUAUAUCGAUGACUUAUUGUAUUGCUAAAAUUGUUUGUGCUUGUUUAUUGUCAAUUUAAUGCUAUUUCCUAUAAAGUAUAGCCGCUAAUAACAGGCGGUAGUUUUUUUAUCUGUUUUAAACUAGUAUGUAUCUAUUAUUAUCUUCACCUCGGGAGACCACAUCAAUUUCAAAAUCUAUGAUCGCUGUUGGUGUGUUUUUUAACGCAAACAAAGACGCGCAAGAAUCGAAAAACCAUUUGCCAUUUUUCAAAUCUGUCGCAUACUCGUGUAAUUAUUAUUAUUAUAUGGUAAAUAAUUAAUCUGGGACAACCACCCAGUUUCUGAAUUGAGAAUUCAAUUAAAAACAUUUGAAACAAUACUUAAACAUAUUUUAAACAGGUUUUCGUUUCUGAUUUUAGAUUUUCUAGUGAUCAGUUGACAACAGUUUUAUAAUAGUAGGACUUUUUGACAUGUCAAAAGUAUAAAACUUAAGUUAUUGAGAAUAAUCUGUUGAGAUUUCGUACUUUUCUCAGUUCAUAAACCAGCCAAAAAAAUGUUAAUUCUACUAUUUCGAAAUAUGAAAAAAAAAUAUAAACAAGGUGUACAGUUUUAUAUCUAAUUACUACAAUUUGUAGCUAAUAACGUGACAAUUAUGGCUAAUAGAUUUAAUGCAUACCAUAUAUUUAAAAAUAUAUAUUCAUGCUUAAUAAAAUCUUUAUCGAUUGCCAAACGACGUCGACAAUGUAUCAACAUUCAACAAUGCUACAAGUUUCUAUGAUUUAAUUUUUGGUGAUAAUCAUUCUCUUUGCAUUUAUUUUAAUGUUUGUUAUUAUCUCAGCUAGACUGUUGUGUGAAAUGGAAGAGUGGCAACGUUAUAACGAAACAUUUUCAACCCCAUCUAUAUUAUCUUUACCAAUUAGACAGAUAAGUUUGACUUUUUAAAUCAAACUAAGAAAUAAUUUAAACAUUAUUAUUAUGGACGGUGCUUUAUGUUAUAAUUCUGUUUUUACACUACAGUGACAUCAUGUUACUAUAAAAUUCCAAAGCACAAUUUAUUUUAUAAUUCACUAUCAUGUUAAAGUUUAAAAUCAAUUAUAAAAAACGACUGUUUUGGGUAACGUGAUGUGCUGGAAAAUUAAUGUAUAAAUAUGUAUCCAUUUACAAUGGAGAAAGUAACAUAUUCAAAUUUAUUACUUUAUAUAAAUUUCUCUUGUUUUAAUUCCCAUUUGCACUAAAGUUAAUUGGCCAAAUAGAAAACCAAAUUUAAUUAUUUUUAUUAUCGAUCUGUAACUGACAAUUUCUAAUUUAUGUGAACCAUUAAUGGUUCACUCUUGGAUAAAAUUCAUUUUUUUUUGUUAGUAUAACAAUUAAAACUAUUUUUGUAUAUACCUAGUUCUAAUACUAAUUUCUUUUGCAGUAAUGUCUAACAUUGACAAUGAAACCAAAAUUUUGUUUGAAUAAUUGUUUGAUGGUGACUGGUACAUAUUAUUUUAUUAAAUAGGUUUCGUCUGAUUAUGCUAGUUAUUUUUGUAUGUGAAUGGUUAAUAAAAUUGUCUAAG
Molecule: messenger RNA, 3328 nt
Organism: Diatraea saccharalis (sugarcane borer)
Lineage: Eukaryota; Metazoa; Arthropoda; Insecta; Lepidoptera; Crambidae
Source: the annotation of a GenBank genome assembly